UUCUCACCUAAAUUAUGUAAAACCGUAUAGGAUGACCCGAAAGAAUUUGAAAACCGCACAUUUGGACCAAAUAAACCACCUCGAAUACGUUAUCUGAGAAAAAAAGCCCUAAAAGUGGUGCACUCAUCGCCAAAAUUCUCUGAUUUUAGGUACUCUCUUGCUCAGAGUCGUUCGAGCUUUUACUAGGGUAGUGCAUGAAUCUUCACCUGUUGUGCAUCAACGCAUCAACUACGCCUUUACUGACUUCAUUACCUGAUUCAGUAUAUGGGUUUGUGGACACUUCUCGAGGGUUGCCUACUUAUUGCAAAUGCUCUUGCUAUAUUAAAUGAAGACCGGUUUCUUAGUCCUCGAGGAUGGAGCUUUGAGGAAUAUUCUGGGGUCAAGAGAAAUUCCUUCAGAGGGCAGAUUCUUGGACUUAUUUACGCAGCGCAGUAUCUAAGAGUUCUUCUCAUACUCCUUAACACCUUAUUUAUCGUUAUAAAGCUGGUGUCCGGAUGAUGAUGCAAAGAUACUUAAAAGGUUGUAGAUGGAGAGAUACUCCAAGGACUACAAGCAGCUGUUUUGUUGAACAGAUGGCAAUCCGGUACAAAUGGUGUUCUUUCAAUUGUUCAUUUUUUUGUUGAUUAGGAAUUUAGUUCAUUUGACCAUUAUGACAAAAUGUUGUAAAAGUAAGCCCUUGACAUAUCAGAUAAUUUCGUAGCGAAUGAAAUAGCACGCCUUUUUUUUCUUGUA
Lycium ferocissimum is the source of this 732-nucleotide messenger RNA. RefSeq lists its product as uncharacterized. The coding region runs from base 265 to 498 and encodes 77 amino acids. The transcript is spliced from 3 exons. Gene Ontology annotation, cellular component: endoplasmic reticulum membrane; Golgi membrane; COPII-coated ER to Golgi transport vesicle. NCBI's taxonomy places the organism in Eukaryota, Viridiplantae, Streptophyta, Magnoliopsida, Solanales, Solanaceae. The record is from RefSeq and is a predicted model, not a curated record. Gene Ontology annotation, biological process: endoplasmic reticulum to Golgi vesicle-mediated transport.